UCCGACAUCUCCUCUGCUCCGGUGAAUUGUUUGAAAUGUCGACGUGUGACGUUUAUAUAGUUUACAUUAACAAACGUUAAAAGUUUGACGGAGGGAAAGGAUGGAGUAUUUUAAAAGCAGUCUAAAGUCCGUUUUGGGAACCGCUCCCGCUGGCACGCAGCCGACAGGUGCCGAUACAGUGGAAAAAUUAGUAGACAGAUUGCAAUCUUCGACAUUACUCAAUGACAGAAGAGAUGCUUGUCGUGCGCUCAAAGCGUUAUCACGCACGUAUCGCGUGGAAGUUGGUGCUCAAGGGAUGGAUGCGUUGAGACAAGUGUUGGAAAUGGAUAGGACAGAUUGCGAAAUAAUUGGUUUAGCUUUGGACACUCUCUGUAAUAUAACAAGUCCCGAAACAUUCGACGAGGAAGUGGACAAACAUGGUCCUAAAAGCAAAAUAGGAGAACAGUUUACAGAAAUAUUUAUCAAACAUCCAGAUAGCGUUGGAUUAAUAUUGAUGUUUCUUGAAGAGUUUGAUUUUCGUGUCAGGUGGCCCGCACUGAAAUUGUUGACACAUUUAUUGGGAAACAGAUCUAAAGAUAUUCAAGAAAUAAUUUUGAUCAGUCCUAUGGGAGUCUCUAAGUUGAUGGAUUUGCUGAGCGACAGUAGAGAAGUUAUACGUAAUGAUGUUUUGUUGCUACUAAUUCAAUUAACAAAAGGCAAUGCAAAUAUUCAAAAAAUAGUAGCGUUUGAAAAUGCAUUUGAUCGUAUAUUUGAUGUCAUCGAUCAAGAGGGUAAUGCAGAUGGUGGUAUUGUCGUGGAAGAUUGCCUCUUACUCAUGUUAAAUCUUCUGAGGGGAAAUGUCAGCAACCAAAAUUUUUUUAAAGAAGGUAGCUAUAUUCAGAAGUUGACACCAAUGUUUCAAAUACCCAGUGAAAUAGAAGAUAAUAAUUUUGGUGGUUGGAGUCCACAGAAAGUAUCUAAUGUUCAUUGUAUGGUGCAAGUUGUACGAGCGUUGGUAGCACCAAGUGCUCCUGGUCAGGCAGUUGCAGCUUGUCAACGAACUAUGAGAGCAUGUGGAUUAUUACAAGCAUUAUGCGAUAUACUAAUGGCUGGUGGAGUGCCCGCGGAUGUAUUAACGGAAACUAUCAACACUGUAGCAGAAGUUAUAAGAGGAAAUGCUAGUAAUCAAGAAUUUUUGGCUAGUGUCAUGGCGCCGAGUACUCCUCCAAGACCAGCCAUUGUUGUGUUAUUGAUGUCUAUGGUGAAUGAGAAGCAACCAUUUGUUCUACGGUGUUCCGUAUUAUAUUGCUUUCAAUGCUUCUUGUACAAAAAUGAGGUGGGGCAAACACAGCUGAUUCAAACUCUAUUACCGCAAGGCAAUGAGGCGCCGUCGCUAACUACAGGACAGUUGCUGUGCGGCGGAUUAUUUUCUACAGAUUCGCUAUCGAAUUGGUUUUCUGCCGUGGCGUUAUCUCAUGCUUUGAUCGAGAAUAUAAGCCAGAAGGAACAGCUUUUAAGAGUGCUUCUCGCAACCAAUAUUGGAAAGCCACCAGUAACACUUAUGCAGCAAUGCGUUAUGUUGUUGCAACAGGGUAAUAAGACACAGUGUAAAUUGGGCCUGUUGAUGUUGCUCUGUCGAUGGACCUCGUAUUGCCCGCUGGCAGUAAAAUCAUUCCUAGCUAUUGACUCUUCGGUGGCGUACUUAACAGCUCUUCUUUCGUCGCAAGAGAAUAAUGAUGAUUUACAAGAAACCUUACUGCAGAGUAUGUGCGCCUUACUUAUCGGUAUUUGUGUGCAUUUCAACGACGAUAGUGUACCUACCUAUACAAAGGAAAAAGUGUGCAAUUUAAUUGAGAAUAGAAUAGGUGUGGAAAAAUUUCAAGAUGCGAUUGGUGGUAUUGCCAGACACGAAAUAUAUUCUCGAACGCUAAAACAUCCGCAGCCGUCUGCGAAAAACCCGUCAGAGCUCUUAUUGGACCACGAAUUUUGCAGAUUGCUGAAAAGUUUAGAAGGUGUUGUAAUAAAAUCAAUAAUAGAUGCCAAUAAUGAACAUCAGAACAGAAGUCAGUUAUCUAUGAGCUUAUCUGACAAUACAUUAGUUUUGCAAUAUAAAGAUCUUAUAAGAGAGCAAGAUGUGCAAAUUCAAAAGUUAAAUCAAGCUAAUGAUGUUCUAUUAAAAGAAAAACAAGAACUUGAGGCACAACUGCAAGAACUUCGAUCGACCGUUAGUCAUUUACGAGAUCAAAAUUUGGUUCUUCGAGCGGCACAAACGAAUAUAGGAGAUGGAAAGGAGACAAUUGCUUCUAGUAACAGUAUAGAUAUGGAAAAAGAAUUGCAAACAUAUAAAACAAUGGUUGCAAAUUUAGAAAAGCGUUUAGCUGAAUAUGUACACGUGUCACAAGAGCACAAAGAGAAAAAUAAUGAAAAAAAGGAAUCGGAAUUAGAGUAUCAGUUAAAAUCGAAGAUAGAUGAACUUGAAAAAUUGAAAAAAGAUCAAGAAGAUCUUUUAAUACUUUUGACUGAUCAAGAUAGUAAAAUUAUGCUGUAUAAAGAAAGAUUAACCGAGUUGGGUGAUAAGGUCGAAUCUGAUGAAAGUUCAGGUGAACUUGAUACAGAUGAUCAACCAGAAUCAAGUAAUUAAGACAUUCUCUAAUUGAUGUUCCAGAUAAAUUAAUAGCAGAUUUUUUUAUAUAUAUAAUAAACAUUUCUUUUUCCAUAAAAUUUCAUUUUAUG
Camponotus floridanus (Florida carpenter ant) is the source of this 2712-nucleotide messenger RNA. RefSeq names its product general vesicular transport factor p115 (gene p115). The coding region runs from base 101 to 2620 and encodes 839 amino acids. Gene Ontology annotation, cellular component: endoplasmic reticulum; Golgi stack; cytoplasm. Gene Ontology annotation, biological process: transcytosis; intracellular protein transport; endoplasmic reticulum to Golgi vesicle-mediated transport. NCBI's taxonomy places the organism in Eukaryota, Metazoa, Arthropoda, Insecta, Hymenoptera, Formicidae. The record is from RefSeq and is a predicted model, not a curated record. The transcript has 12 exons.